AUGUUGAUAGAUAAUUAAUUACUACAUAAUCAUAAUCAUGUACAAAUCAAACAAAAACGAUAAGCCCCUAAAACAGAAAGACUAUCAUUAAAAUUGACAAAUGUUUCUCCUGUUCGUAGUUUUCAUUAAACUGAACGUGAUCAAUUGGAAUAACUUAUUAAAUAAAGUAUUUAAAAUCCAAAGAACAUAAAUGUAAAGUAUAAUAAAUUAUUUAAUAUAGUCACUUUUAAAUGAAUUUUUAUAUCGAAAAUAAGAAGAAAGUAGAGCAAGAGUUUUUUCACAACCUCAAAUAUAAGCUGGAGAAUGUUCCCCUUAUAAAAAAAUAAUCAAAUAGAAAGCUACUAGCAGACCAAAUAGCAAAGAAAAACGAAUAGACACAACUCCUAUUUCCCCUAACAGUUCACUUCCAUUUAAAAAAUAAGUUACUCUUCAUAUAGAAUCAACAUAUUUAUAAAAAAAGUAAACAACUAUUUCUAAACUAUCAACCAAUGAUUUAAUUUAAUAUCACAAGCAAUUAAUUUAAAGAGCUUAAAAAAUGCUACCUUAUGCAUAACUUAAGCGAUCAACAAAAUGA
Molecule: messenger RNA, 574 nt
Organism: Paramecium sonneborni
Lineage: Eukaryota; Ciliophora; Oligohymenophorea; Peniculida; Parameciidae
Source: the annotation of a GenBank genome assembly